AUGGUCAAGAAAGCAUUGAAUCCAUUGCGUAUUGAUUAUAAGAAAUGCAUUGUGGAAGAACGCCUUUUACAGAUAAGGAAUAAAGAUAAUCUACAUGAACCUGAUCUAUCUCGCGUAUGGACUAUUGAGAUAAACGCUCGAGAUUCUAAGGCAAUUGUGGAUUGCAUUCGCCGCAAUUUUCAGCCAAAUGAUCCUAUAACAUAUACUCAUGUCAAAAGAAUAAGGAAGAAACUUGAUGAGCCAAAAAAAUUGAUCGUAAUUGUGUGUUCCUGUGAAUUGUUCAAAGAUGGUUCUGAAGUCACAUCGCUCUUGAAGGACUCCGGGGUCGAUUUUAAUCAACUGAACGACUGUACUGUAAUACCACGUCAAGGAGCUCCAACAAAAGAACUAAUGAUGCAAUGGUCGGAGAAAUUUUGGCCACUAACGUGGUGCGGAAAUCCGAAUGACCAAAUCCUGAAUGAUUACAUCUUUGACAUGAGCUUCAUCAGAAAAAUGCUCGAAAAAAUCACACAAUUGUCGAGGGAAGCAGCAGAGAAGGACAAUGAAUAUCCAAUCGUUACUGCUUUUGUCGAUCCACGAAAUAGAGAAGCGCCAAUCUAUGCAAUCGACUCGCGAACCAAAAAGGGAUCCACUCCCAUUGAUCAUAGCAUCAUGUGUGGAAUAAGACAAGUCGCAGAGAGAGAGAGAAAAUUGGGUGACACACUUGGAGGGGGAGGUUAUCUAUGUCUUGAUUUUGAUGUUUAUACGACCCAUGAGCCAUGUUCAAUGUGUUCAAUGGCAUUAGUUCAUUCGAGAAUCAAAAGAUGCAUUUUUUUGGAGCCUAUGGAGGUUACUGGGGCUUUAAAACCUAGUAGUGGUGAUGGAUAUUGCAUGCACAACAAUAAACUACUCAACUCAAAAUACGAGGCAUUCCAAUGGAUAGGCGAUGAAUAUCCAACGAUGAAGCUAGAUCCAAAAAUGUGCUGUUAG
This is a messenger RNA of Torulaspora delbrueckii, 969 nucleotides long. RefSeq names its product Tad3p (gene TAD3). The coding region runs from base 1 to 969 and encodes 322 amino acids. Gene Ontology annotation, cellular component: nucleus; cytoplasm. Lineage: Eukaryota; Fungi; Ascomycota; Saccharomycetes; Saccharomycetales; Saccharomycetaceae. The transcript has 3 exons. The record is from RefSeq and is a predicted model, not a curated record. Gene Ontology annotation, molecular function: tRNA-specific adenosine-34 deaminase activity.